Molecule: messenger RNA, 501 nt
Organism: Penicillium concentricum
Lineage: Eukaryota; Fungi; Ascomycota; Eurotiomycetes; Eurotiales; Aspergillaceae
Exons: 1
Coding region: 1-501 (166 amino acids)
Source: RefSeq, a predicted model, not a curated record
AUGUCAGACUUGUGGACAUUUACCGGGGGGUUCGAGGAAAUCUCCCGCGACAGCCUGGAUUCCUCCGAAUUACCAGAAGUAAACAUUGCUGAUAUAAAGCACCUGGCUUCUUACAACUGGAUUGAAGCACCCGAGCCAACCAUAGCUGUCCCGGGCAGUCCAGCUCCUUGGUCUACUUCACGAGGGCCCCGACAACUGAAGAACGAUGGCGGCUUUGCUUACAGUUUUCAGAAGGCUGCUCGUGUUUGUCGUCAUUUCGAUGGCCGUUCGGAACCCUUAUUCCGCGCCCUUUACAUUGAGAAAUCCUCGUUCGACAUUAGUUCAAUCGACGUCGUGACCGACCGAAAUAACAUUCUGAAAUUUCUGUCAUUUACCAACCCUACUCAGAGCAGAUAUGUUCUUGACUCAUUUAUUAUCCAGGUGGAUAUGACUACUGGAACUGCAAUCUUCUGCCGUGAAGAGCCACCCACCUAUGAAAUUAUUGUACCAGCCCACGGUUGA